Manihot esculenta (cassava) is the source of this 1757-nucleotide messenger RNA. RefSeq names its product putative UDP-glucuronate:xylan alpha-glucuronosyltransferase 4. The record is from RefSeq and is a predicted model, not a curated record. Gene Ontology annotation, molecular function: glycosyltransferase activity. The transcript has 2 exons. Lineage: Eukaryota; Viridiplantae; Streptophyta; Magnoliopsida; Malpighiales; Euphorbiaceae. Gene Ontology annotation, biological process: xylan biosynthetic process. Bases 1 to 1659 code for a protein of 552 amino acids.
AUGGCCUCUUCAAGGCUCCUGAGAUCGUUUCAAAGACUCUUAACUAGCAGUCUCUUCUUUCUCUGCGCAGCCCUCACAUUUCUAGCCUUCUUUUCCAUCAAGCCAAAACCCCAUUACGGUCCUGCUAUCCAGCCCAAUCCCUCCGAUGUCUGGUUCGAUCUUUUUGCAAAAGAGUUCAAUACCCAGAAAAUAAAAAUCGGUUUAGUUAAUAUUGAUGAUGGUUUAAAGAGUGUUUAUGAUGCAUAUGGAUUAGCAGAGACUGUGUCGGUUGAUUUCCAGCCUGUUUCGAAGGAAAAAAAAUGGGAUGAUUUUUUCCCAGAGUGGAUAGAUGAAGAGCAAAAGUGGGGCGCACCACAGUGCCCGGAGAUUCCCAUGCCGAGACUGGAAAAUUACCUUGGCUUAGAUGUGAUCGUAGCUAGGGUCCCUUGUGGUGGUGAUGAAGGAGCAACAGAGAAGGAGGGGAUUAGAGAUGUGUGGAGGCUGCAAGUGAAUUUGGUGGUGGCUAAUCUUGCGGUGGCGAAUGGGUUUGUGAAGAAGCCGGCGGAAAGUGAACGGCCGGUGUACGUUGUGUUUAUAGGGUCUUGUGGACCCAUGCAAGAAAUUUUCAGAUGUGAUGAUCUGUUGACUCGUAUAGGUGAUCAUUGGGUGUACAAGCCUGAACUAAAGAAGCUGAAGCAUAAGAUGGUAAUGCCCGUUGGAUCAUGCCAGAUUGCUCCACCAUUUGCAGAGACAGGCCAAGAAGUUUGGAAAAAAUUACUUGCAUUUUCAACGGGCACGUACAACCAGAGCGCGUACGAAAGGGUUGCCUAUGUAACAGUCCUCCAUUCCUCAGAAGCUUAUGUCUGUGGAGCACUAGCUUUGGCUCAAAGUAUAAAUCAAACCAAAUCUACCAAAGACCUUGUCUUACUCCACGACUCCUCGAUAACUCCGAAGUCUCUUCGAGGUUUAAGAGCUGCUGGGUGGAAAACCAGGUUGAUAGAACCCAUCAGAAACCCUUAUGCUAGAAAGGGCUCAUAUAAUGAAUGGAACUAUAGCAAGCUUCGAGUUUGGGAAUUAACAGAUUAUGACAAAGUUAUUUUCAUAGAUUCAGAUAUCAUAGUUCUUAAAAAAAUGGAUUCCUUCUUUUAUUACCCACAAUUAUCAGCUUCUGCAAAUGACAAGAUGUUGUUCAACUCUGGAAUCCUGGUGAUAGAGCCAUCGACGUGCAUGUUCAAAGAUCUGAUGUCCAAGACUUAUAAGUUAACUUCUUACAAUGGUGGUGAUCAAGGGUUUCUUAAUGAAGCCUUUACAUGGUGGCAUAGGUUGCCUUCAAAGCUGAAUCAUCUUAAGGUCUUCCAAGGAAAAGGGAACAAAAAUCAUGAGAUCCCAGCCGACAUUUAUAGUAUUCAUUUGUUGGGAUGGAAGCCAUGGAUGUGUUAUAGUGAUUAUGAUUGCAACUGGGAUAUGUUGCCUCGUCAGAUUUUUGCCAGUGACUCAGCUCACAGAAGGUGGUGGCGGGUGUAUGAAGCUAUGCCGAAGAAAUUGCAGAAAUAUUGUGGGUUAACCAGGCAAAUGGAUGCCAGGAUAAGGAAGUGGAGAGGGAUUGCUAAGAGAGCAAAUUUAUCUGAUGGGCAUUGGAAGAUCAAGGCCAGAGAUCCAAGACAACGUCUCUUAAUUUGAUAAUUAAUCAUCAGUCUAAUUUGUCACCUUAUGGAGAGAGGUAUAUAUGAAUCACUACUGCAAAUGACUGUAAAAUUCACAUAAAAUCUUAUAUAUUU